This is a messenger RNA of Sinocyclocheilus grahami, 4730 nucleotides long. RefSeq names its product F-BAR and double SH3 domains protein 2-like. The record is from RefSeq and is a predicted model, not a curated record. Lineage: Eukaryota; Metazoa; Chordata; Actinopteri; Cypriniformes; Cyprinidae. The transcript has 20 exons. Gene Ontology annotation, molecular function: protein binding. Gene Ontology annotation, biological process: neuromuscular synaptic transmission; regulation of actin filament polymerization. Gene Ontology annotation, cellular component: neuromuscular junction; recycling endosome. Bases 361 to 2637 code for a protein of 758 amino acids.
CAGCGUAAGCCAAUCGGGUUCGCCUAGUGAGCGAACGUCCCGUUACGUAAUUAAUAUUCAUGAGCUACGCCUUCCCCGUAGUAGGGUUCGUCCAGCGGGGUUCGGUGUGUCCGGUCCGGGGCGCUGUUGGGCUGGAUUUCACGGUUGGAGACUCAUCUUUGGAGGCAUAUUCUCUCUUUCAUUACUUUCUUCCCUGAUCCGCAGUGUUUGUUGAGCGUCUGCCCGACUGGAUCUGCUUCAUCAUGGCCGUCUGAAUUCAGAUCCAAAUCCCAGUCUGAUCCCCUUUUCUCAAUCAUCCAUCCCGAUCGCUCUGGGAAGCAUUUUUUGGGGAUUUUACUUCAUUUGUGCCAAUGUUCAAACAUGCAGCCUCCGCCAAGAAAGGUAAAAGUGACACAGGAACUGAAGAACACGCAUACGGAGCAGCUCGGCCGCCUGCACCUCAAACACCAGACGGAAUGUGAUUUAUUGGAAGAUAUGAGAACCUACAGCCAGAAAAAGGCCACGCUGGAGAGAGAUUAUGCGCAGGCCCUGCAGAAGUUGGCGAGUCAGUAUUUGAAGAGGGACUGGCCUGGGAUCAAACCAGACGACCAGAGGACAGAUUACAGGAAUGUAUAUGGAGUGUGGCGGGCUUAUCUUGAAGGCACCGUGCAGGUGACCCAGUCUCGACUCAAUGUCUGCGAGAACUACAAGAACGAGAUCUCGGACCCCGCCAAAACUUUACGCCUCUACAAAGAACAGCAGCUGAAAAAGUGCAUUGAGCAGCUGGGUCGGAUCCAGGCAGAGCUCCAGGAUUCAGUGAAGGAUCUGGCCAAGUCCAAAAAGAAAUACUUUGAGCUGGAGCAGAUGGCCCAGGCUGUGCGGGAAAAGGCCGACAUUGAGUCCAAGUCGAAGCUGGGUCUGUUCCAGUCCCGGAUAAGUUUACAGAAGGCCAGUGUGAAGUUGAAAGCCAAGAGGAGCGAUUGUAACUCCAAAGCAACCCACGCGAGGAACGAGUAUCUUCUCACAUUGGCGGCUGCCAACGCACAUCACGACCGCUACUACCAGACCGACCUGGUCAACUGCAUCAAGGGUCUGGAGGGGAACAUAUACGAUCAUGUGAAGGAUUAUCUGAUAUCCUUUUGUCGGACCGAGCUGGAAGCUUUUCAAGCCGUCCACAGCACCUUCCAGUUCCUGCUGGAGAAGUCCAGUCGAGUGAUGCAGGACUUCAACCAGCAGCUGUUCCUGCAGGAGAACCCAGUGUUUCACAAAGCACAAGACUUCCAGUUCCAGCCCAGCGAUAGCGAUACAAGUCGACAGCUGGAAUCGGAGACGGGAACCACCGAAGAACACAGUCUCAACAAAGAAGCGAGGAAAUGGGCCACACGUGUGGCUCGCGAACACAAAAACAUCAUCCAUUACAAACGGGCUCUAGAGGAAUGCGAGACGCUCGGGACUCCGCCCACGGAACAGAGCCGGAAUGAGCUGGAAUUCCGAAUAGAGGAGGCCAAGGAGAGCGUCCGCAAAGCAGAGACGCUAAAGCUGAAAGCAGAAGCGCGUCUGGACCUCCUGCGGCAGGUGGGAGUUUCUGUGGACACGUGGCUGAAGAGCGCCUUGAACCAGGUGAUGGAAGAGCUGGAGAACGAGCGCUGGGCCUCGCUGCCCCCCCUCACCACCCACGACCUCUCUCUGUCGACCACGGUGGAUUUGGACAGAGAGGAAGGAGAAGAAUUAGAAGAGAACAUGGAGACAUACGACGACAGCAGCUCGAGUCCUUCAGGAACCCUGAGGAACUACCCGCUCACCUGCAAGGUGUUCUACUCAUACAAGGCCUCUCAGCCCGAUGAACUAACCAUCGAUGAGCAUGAGAUGUUGGAGGUUAUAGAAGAUGGAGACAUGGAGGACUGGGUGAAGGCGCGGAAUAAGUCCGGUCAGGUGGGCUACGUUCCAGAGAAGUACCUGCAGUUCCCCACAUCCAACAGUGUCCUGAGCAUGCUCCAGUCCCUCGCUGCUCUGGACGCACGCUCACACUCCUCCAGCAACUCCACUGAGCCUGAGCUGGCAUCAGGCAGCUUCAACGGAGACAGCAGCAUGAGUUUUGUCAAGGCCAUGUACGACUACGAGGGUCAGACGGAUGACGAGCUGUCAUUCCCUGAGGGAGCCAUCAUCCGCAUCCUCAACAAGGACAACCAGGAGGACGACGGAUUCUGGGAGGGCGAGUUUAACGGACGAGUGGGCGUCUUUCCGUCCGUGCUGGUGGAGGACCUGACCGCCUCAGAGAACGGAGACACUCACUGGGGAACAGACACACAGGUGUCCCCGUGCCAAAGGCUUCAUUCAUCGCUUCCUCCUCUGCCUCUGUAUGAGCAGCCGCCCUGCAGUCCGUACACGAGCCCCGAGACCAGCAGCGCUCCCUCGCUGCCCCGCUCGCCGUCUGUCAACGGAGAACUCAAACUGCCCAUCCCGCAGAAAGCCGCCAUUCAUAAUCACAAUUCCAGCUUGAGUCCAGAGAGCCCAGGCUUCUCUCAGCCGCUGAGAGUCACUCCGGACGGAUCCGGCCCCGGAAAACUCAGACCUGUUCGGGCGGCACCUCCUCCUCCAAAGCAGCACACGCGCCGACAGGUGGAGAAAACCGAAGAGGUGGAGAUCACGCUGGUGUAGAGCGCCGCCCUAGUGGACUGAGAACAAACCCCAUCUGACCUCUAACCCCUCCCACUCCUCACGGAAGGGGCGGGGCGUGUGUUACCCGCCCUAUGAGCAUCCUUAGAUCCCGAAGGGGCGGAGAACAGCAUCUCAAAGGCAUCCCUUUUCAUAAAAACAAACACCUCUUUUGGCGUCACAGACUGUUUGGUGCCUUAAACCGCUUUCAUGCCAAACUCUAAUCCUUGUAUUCGUAAUUACGUUAUCUUGCAACGGGAGCUUGUUUAAAACUUUGUUAAUCCACUCGAUGCCAGUUAAUUUUCACAAAAUUGAGGUUGAUGUGUAAGUGUGUGUCUAAAAACGUAGAAAGGAAUCAAGGGAUAGCGAGAGUUUUAAAGAGGCUACACUUUUUACGGCUUUAGAAGAGCCAAACAUGCGAUACUAGGAAUUGUGGGAUGAUACGGGAGUGAAAAAGGGGUCAGCCACGAAUAGUCCUACCAUUUACGUAUUUCAUAUGUAAUAGCACAGUACAUUACUGUCGUCAUAGGAAUGUUAUAUUCACGUUAAACAUCGCAGAUCAUAACGGAGAAAGGGAACUGUACAUAAAAGGCUACAAGGAAAAAGAGCGGUAGAGGAGAACGAGGGUUAAAAAGAGAGGAAGGCUGGUUACUUCACUCGGUUUAGCUUCUUUCUGUCUUGUGUUGAUCUGAGAAAAGUACUAACAACAUAGCUAUAUCCUUUUCCUCAAAUUGUCAUUAUGAAGACCAGUGUUUGUAUGUAUUACUAAUAUUUAGUCCUCAGAAACACGCGACCUAAAGACACGUCUGUGAGCGUGAGGCGGCGAAUAUUCUGCGUCUGCUCGGGCGGAACGUAAUCGUGGAAAUAUACCGAUCAAUAUACAAGUAUCAGUUAAAGUGCUUUUCCAGCCUAACGCAUUUCUCAUUGUCAUGUGUCGGCACUGUAGAGGACUGAACGGAUGUGCUGUGUUUCUUUUAUGGCAGAGUUUAGGGUGAAUGUGAUGGGAAAGAUUCCCACCAACAAGCACAGAAAAGGUGGAUCACCGUGGAGAUUUUUCUUUUUAAUUAUUGCCGACGAACGCAAACCUAUUAUCGUGUCCUAAGUGCAUUUCCUCCCUACAAGGGGCAGCUAUGUUUGUUUUUUUAAGAGUUUCUUUGUCUUUUUUUUUGCAGUUGAAGAGACAUUUCAUUUUAAAUAAGCAAUGGCUGUAUGAUUUAUGAUUUGCAUUCAUUUCCACAGUAUUUUCAUGCAUAUCUUGAUCUUUUUCUGGAGUUUCAGUGCUUUGACCUCUUAAUUUUAUCUUAUUUUUUUAAUGUCCUUGUGUCCCAGCUGCCUCUUUUGGAUGAUGAAGCUGCCCAGCGUCGUGUUAUUGAUCUCAUUAGAGAGUGACUGAUUGUAGUUUUCCCAUAACGUUUGAAAGAGAACAGAGUUAUUAUGAUGAUUCCAUAAUAUAGACAGUGGAAAGAAUUUUUAAAAAUCCAUUUUGUGAAAUGGUACCAUAGUUCUGUUAAGCAAGAACAGGGUCAUGACGAAAAGAACGUGUGCGAGACGUGGGAGGAAAAAAAAACAAAACGUUUGUUUGGUAGCCUUUUUUUAAUCCGAGCGGAAGAUGUUUGAGUAUCUUCCUUUGUUUCUAUUUUCCUCUGUCACAACCUAUUUUCUUGUUGAUCUCGUUGAGAUCUUUUGAAUGUUAUCAAACUUGUUUUGAAGUUUAUGGUUAGAGGUUAAAGCCCAUUGUGUCAAAAACGGUUCUCGCCUACGAAGCGAACGCAAAUUUUGAUAUUUUCAUUUGCAUUUUUUUUCAAUUGCGCUCCCAGUUUUCUUGGCCAGUUUCAAUCUUUGGAGCUUCUUCAAUAGCAUUAGCUGCAUAUUCUAGUUCUUUUUAUUUCUAAAGUGAUUUUAUUUGCGUUUAUUAAAAUUUGAAGGUGAUUCCGAGCUGCUAGACAAAAAAAACAGAUGGAAUAACAACAAUUGACUGUUGCUGCAGUGACAAUAUCAGAGAACAGGUGAAAAAUAUUCUUUCUGCAUAUUAUUAGCUGUAAAAUUAUUUGUAUUUAUUGUGUACAAAUGUUAAAUAAAAAAACUGGGGAAAGUGA